GGUCGGGGGGUCGGAUAUAAAUGGAGGCGAGAUGUACAAUGUUCCAUUCCAACAAAAGAAUAUCGCGACAGGCAGCUGGCCUCAUGCACAUGUCGAUCCGUUUUUGUUUCUAAUCAAGUUAUCAACGACAGACAGUAGGCAGUAAAGAUCUGUGCGAUACUUGACUGAAAUUUGACAGGACUAGCAUUGCAAGUCAACUGGUGACGCAAGAAAGAAAAAAUCUAUAUUUAACCUCAAGGACUAAUAACGAAAUAUCGUUUACAUUUUGGUUUAGCAUAGCCGUUUUUUAGAGUGUGAAAGUUUUAUUGUUGCAAAAGACAAUGAUUGAUAUUAUUAGCAAAUUGUGUUACUUGGUCAAUUGCAACUAUCUUUUAGGUCACCUAGCCAAAGAACUCAAAUUGGCUGCUCAGUCUUUGAGAUUCUUUGAAGCUAAUAGGACGUUUUCGUCGCUUGCCCAGAAUUAAAACGACAAAGGCGAUUGGUGAGUGAGAUCAUGGAACCAUCACCUGCCGUAAUUACUUUGCUGCUGGUUUUCUGGCUAAAAAUAGUAUCAACUUCCCUUUCAUCAAUCGAAGCGGAUGACGUAUUCUCUUCCGUCUCGAAAAUGGAAGAUCUAGUCCAUCAAGAGAAGAAACUUGUCGACACAGUCGAUUCGUUUCUGAUUGAAGCCAAACAGCGACUUGCCAUCGUUGAAGAUUACGUCACCACGUAUCGGCAGGCAAUAAAAGGAGAACUAAACUCGGCCUGGUUGGUGGCUAAUCCCGUGGACGCUUAUCAUUUGAUUAAACGGUUCACCGUAGACUGGCGUACAACGGAACAGAUUCUUCGUGAUGUGUCUAUCACCAGUAACGAUGCUUGUAAUCACGUCAUGAUGUUGCGUGACAAAUCAGUGUUCGCCGAGUCGCACGAUUUGCAUGGAGCUGCAAUUGCACUCAUUCGCCUUCAAGACACGUAUAAACUUAACGUGACUGCGUUAGCCGACGGUCGUUAUACUGGCGUGGAUCAGUCGAAAGAACAAGUGUUCCAAAGUCUGCAAGAUUUAAGCAGUCGUGACUGCUUUUUUAUAGCGCGGCACGCGUUUGCCGAUGGAUAUUACGACACUGCCUUAGAAUGGGGUGAGGCCGCACUACGUCAAUUAGCUCGGGAGGAAGACAAUGUUGGUCCAACGACCGAAAUUCUUGGCUAUGAAAUCAAGCAUUUCAUGAACUAUGCCAGUAUUGUGCAUGAUGACGUUCUGGAGAAAAAAGGACCACUCGGCAUGCAUUGGCAGACUAAUAGUAAUCCAGUGAACAAAAAAUUAUUCCGAUCGGGAAGUAGCGAGAAGUACGAAAGCCUCUCCGAGCAGAAAUUCACGCCCAAGCUUUACCAACAACAAAGCGAAGAUGAACAAAACGAAAGCUACGAAAGGCUUUGUCGAGGAGAAAAACUAAGGACAGUGAAGAUCGAUGCAAGUUUACGAUGCCAUUUAGUGACCAGAGGUCAUCCGGCUUUGUUGCUUCAACCGGCGAAAGUUGAACAACAAUCUCUAGACCCAAUGAUCGUCGUUCUUCAUGAUUUGCUAACCGACCAUCAAACGGACAUUCUUCGUCAACUUGCAGAGCCUAAAUUGGCUACAUCCAGUCAUCUGGGGCCGGACGGGACCUUUAUUCGCAGUAUGAUUCGCACUAGUAAAAAUGCCUGGUUAGAGGAGAAUGAAAAUGCUUCAUUGCCAGCGAUUCGACGUCGAAUGGAAAUAGUCACCGGUCUGAUCUACACUCCCGAAACGGCCUCUGAACAUUUUCAGGUGGCUAAUUAUGGCAUCGGUGGCUUGUAUAAGACACACACUGAUAGCACAGUUAAUCGCGAAGAUACAGAUCCUUGGAUGUUACGCAUUGGUGACAGAAUUGCCACUUUAAUGGUUUAUCUAACGGAUGUGGAAGCUGGUGGAGCAACUGUUUUCCCAAACGCUGGAGUUACUUGCUGGCCACGAAAGGGAUCGGCCGCCUUCUGGUGGAAUUUGUACAAGAACGGAGAGCCGGAUCUCACCACGAUUCAUGGAGCCUGUCCUGUUUUGCAUGGUAGUAAAUGGGUAUCAAAUAAAUGGAUUCGCCAAUACGAUCAAAUGUUUGUUGCAAAAUGCGGGCUCCAUUUUUUGGAAAAGUUUGAUGCCCUAGUGCCUCACACUAGGGUAUAUGCAGACAUGAUGUCAAGAAACUAAUCGCAUUUCAACCGAAGCCAUACAGAUUAAACGCAGCCGGGUCGUAGUGGACAUACGGCCCGCUAAUUAUGGUACAUCUUAGACGUCACGCUAUAUAAUAUGAUGUAACAGUUGUGAAAAUUAAUUUGGCUGGAAAUAUUAUUUAAAAGAAAACAUAAA
Molecule: messenger RNA, 2356 nt
Organism: Daphnia magna
Lineage: Eukaryota; Metazoa; Arthropoda; Branchiopoda; Diplostraca; Daphniidae
Product: prolyl 4-hydroxylase subunit alpha-2
Exons: 16
Coding region: 494-2197 (567 amino acids)
Biological process (GO): peptidyl-proline hydroxylation to 4-hydroxy-L-proline
Cellular component (GO): endoplasmic reticulum
Molecular function (GO): protein binding; iron ion binding; L-ascorbic acid binding
Source: RefSeq, a predicted model, not a curated record